Molecule: messenger RNA, 869 nt
Organism: Rhodamnia argentea
Lineage: Eukaryota; Viridiplantae; Streptophyta; Magnoliopsida; Myrtales; Myrtaceae
Product: protein GLUTAMINE DUMPER 2
Exons: 1
Coding region: 122-643 (173 amino acids)
Biological process (GO): regulation of amino acid export
Source: RefSeq, a predicted model, not a curated record
UUCUCAUUCUCAUCCCGAUUUCCUCCGUAUUUUAGACCUUCGCCUUCGCUUUUUCUCCCUGCUUCUCUUCCCAUCUCCCCAGCUCGUCUCGUCCCAUCAUUUGAUUUCAAAGACGAAAGGAAUGGAAGCUGCACCUGCGAGAGGCUACCACCCAAUGUCUAUGACGACGGCUACCCCGUCGCCGGCGGCGGCGCAAAGGUCGCCGUGGCAUUCUCCGGUGCCGUACCUCUUCGGGGGCUUGGCGGCGAUGCUGGGUCUCAUCGCUUUCGCGCUUCUCAUCCUUGCAUGUUCCUACUGGAAGCUCUCGGGCUACUUGGAAGGCAACGGCGACCGAGGAGACGGGGAUAUUGAGGCUGGCGAGGCCAAGAACGACGAGGAUGACGCGAUGAAGAAGAAGAAAGAGGCGGCUUUCGAAGAGAAGAUACUGGUGAUAAUGGCGGGUCAGGUGAAGCCGACCUUCUUGGCCACGCCCGUGUCUAGUAGCGCCGGCACGAGCAGGUCGUCGUCUUUCGGCGACAACUCCAACGCCACCACCAGCAGUUGCGGCUGCAACGACUGCGACAAUAACAAGAGGGAGGGAUUGGAGGCGGAGGCUGAGAUGGUGAAGCAGGGGACGCAAGAAACCCCUCAUCCCACCACUUAAAACUAUUGAUCUCUCGCUCUUUCUCUCUCGCUCUCUCUGAGAGAGAUGAUGUGAGAAGAGCAUUUCUUUCUUUUAACUUUAUUUUCUUUUUGGGGGGUUUCAAACCAUUUUCCUGUGGGUUCCUUCUUGAUCCUUGGCCUUGUUUCGGUUUUCCUUUUCUUUGUUCGGGAAAUGUAAAUACUCACAAGAGAUUCUAAAGAAUGAAAGAACUCACUAUUAGUACUCC